AUGGAAGAGUUUUUAUCAACGAUCGGACUAGAUCCGCUUAUUAAUCUGUUCGCCAAGGAACAAAUUACACUGGAUGUAUUGUCAAGUAUGACACAUGAUGAUCUAAAAGCUAUUGGUAUUGAUGCAUUUGGUGUACGAUUCCGCUUACUCAAAAAUAUCGAAAAUGCAUCGAUGGUAUCGCAGGGUACGGUACUGGUUCAGAUUGAAAAUUCACAUGAACAAUUUCGACAAAUCGAGGAAGCACUGAAUUCAUCGAUUGUACCGCAUCGUGAUGCCAAUGUUGGUGGAACAUAUACCCGAUUUGAAGUGGUCGAAAUACAAAACAUUAUUAAUAGAAAAGUUUAUGAAAGGUAUAUACGACGUCGUGAGGACAUUGCGGAAGAGAAUUGUGGUGAACACAACGAAAAGCUUCUUUAUCACGGCUCGCCAUUUAUACAUUCCAUUGUGCAAAAGGGUUUUGAUGAAAGAUAUUCAUAUAUGGGUGGAAUGUUUGGUGCUGGCAUUUAUUUUGCUGAACAUUCAAGCAAAAGCAACCAAUAUGUGUUCGGAAUGGCGGGCAGUGGCUGUAGUCUUCAUCACGAUCGUUCCUGUUACAUCUGUGUUCGGCAUCUACUGCUAUGUCGUGUUACACUGGGAAGAUGUUUUGUUCAGGUGAGGUGA
Gongylonema pulchrum is the source of this 660-nucleotide messenger RNA. Lineage: Eukaryota; Metazoa; Nematoda; Chromadorea; Rhabditida; Gongylonematidae. The record is from the annotation of a GenBank genome assembly.